Magnolia sinica is the source of this 990-nucleotide messenger RNA. RefSeq names its product probable proteasome inhibitor. Lineage: Eukaryota; Viridiplantae; Streptophyta; Magnoliopsida; Magnoliales; Magnoliaceae. The transcript has 9 exons. Gene Ontology annotation, biological process: proteasome-mediated ubiquitin-dependent protein catabolic process. Gene Ontology annotation, molecular function: endopeptidase inhibitor activity; proteasome binding. The coding region runs from base 1 to 990 and encodes 329 amino acids. The record is from RefSeq and is a predicted model, not a curated record.
AUGAAAUCAAAGGAGAUGGGGACAGCAACAUCAGUCAUGGUGGUGAUAAGAGCAUCUCGACCUUCAUUUCGGAAGCCGCAUGACAAAAUCGCUUUCGCCGUCCAUGCGUCUUUUCUCUCUUCCGGUUAUACACUCAUCGCCACCGGCACUUCCGCUUUCUCCCACCCAACAACACCACCCUCUUCAGAGCAAGGUGAGGUUGGAAUUGAUGGCUGGAAUGAACUUGAUGAUUGUUAUGGAUUCAUAUACACAAAGACAGAGAAAGGCACCAAGAUAUCAGUAUUGGUAAAAUGCUUGGUGAUCGGUGAUAAGCUCGUGAUUGACGCUUUACCGCUCGAGGAUGACCAAAAAGAACCGUAUAAACUACGAAUUAAAGUGAAAGAUUAUGUGUCAGAUGAAGGUAACAGGCCAACUAACUACAGCAAGAUGUAUAAGAAUUUCCCAGCGCUGGUUGAGAAAUUGCAAUCGGAUCUUCUGGAUAAAUUGGAGAAUAAUCUGAAGUCCAAGUGUUCAACUCCUUCAACUUCCAGGUGGGUAGCAACUCAAAAAGGUAAAGGAUUAGAUCGUAGCCCGAACCAACCUGGUGUGGGAGUUUUCCCCGAGGAUCGACCAUAUUCUUCAGGCAUCAAAUAUCCUCCUGUUUCUCUUCCUACUGUAAUCGAUGAUCUCCACCCAGGGCCGGGUGCCGGAUUUUAUCGUACCAGGGGUGGAUCUGGCUUUGGUGGGGGCAUGCUUAUGGGGCCUAAUGAUCCACGCUGGGGUGGAAUAGGUGGAGAACAGCCUGGUGGCGGUCUUGAUCCUGGUAUUCCGCCAGGCAGUCACUUCGAUCCCUAUGGUCCUCCCGGUGUCCCUGGAUUUGAGCCUAGCCGCUUUGUCAGGAAUCCUCGGUGUCCUGGGGGAGGAACUCAUCUGGACUUGGAACACUUUGGCAGCUCAGAUUUAUUUAGAUGUACUGCUUUUUCACCUAACAUGCACCCUAGACGUUUGUAA